Messenger RNA from Strongylocentrotus purpuratus (purple sea urchin), 286 nucleotides. RefSeq lists its product as uncharacterized. The transcript has 2 exons. The record is from RefSeq and is a predicted model, not a curated record. NCBI's taxonomy places the organism in Eukaryota, Metazoa, Echinodermata, Echinoidea, Camarodonta, Strongylocentrotidae. Bases 16 to 279 code for a protein of 87 amino acids.
AUUUCACGCCUACACAUGGCGGACAUGAUGGACGAGAAGUAUGGGAAAAUCGGUGGAACUUCCAUUGAAACACCGCUUAAUUGCAAACAACUCAUUAGUUUGAACUACCCUGGUGUCGUCAAGAAUCCUUCGAUGAUGAUAGAAACACUUGGUGGAGAAAGCAAGUUGACAAAGGCUUUCAAUGAUGACCAUGCACCCUCUCACUCAACUUCCAGCCUGGUAACCCUUACUGUAAGCCAGCUCGAGGCGUGGCCUGCAGGUCUACAUCCCUACUCAUGAAGGUCAA